Messenger RNA from Cuscuta campestris, 1182 nucleotides. The record is from the annotation of a GenBank genome assembly. NCBI's taxonomy places the organism in Eukaryota, Viridiplantae, Streptophyta, Magnoliopsida, Solanales, Convolvulaceae.
ACAAAAAUAAUUUUUUUUAUACAUAAAAUUAGUAUUCUUACAUAUUUAUUUGAGUGGAGUAAUUUUUUAACAUUUUAUUUUUCUAACAUUUUUGAACUAUUUCCACUUUUAUCUAACUCUUUCUAGUUUAUUCUAAAAUCUAAUUUUAGAAUUCCUAAGAAAAGAGUCUAGAAUGUUACUGUUUAUAUUGGGCCAGUCCGCUUUAGAAGGCGUAAAAAUAAGCCCAAAGGAAAAACGGAACCGCGGACCGCCAGCCGUCGGCGAUAUGGAAGACAUGGUGCGGGAGAACGACGGCGUGACGGCGGGGGAUCCGGCGGCCGUGCAAGAAAUGACGACCGUCUCCGUCCACCACUUCGGAAACCCAGUCGAAGCCGAAGAUGGGUUCUCCGUCACUAUUAUUGAGAACAUGAAAGAAGAGUACGGUCUGUUUGUGUGGCCCUGCAGUGUUAUUCUGGCGGAGUACGUUUGGCAACAAAGAUCUCGCUUUUCCGGCGCCGCCGUGGUGGAGUUGGGUGCAGGAACAUCGUUGCCUGGAUUAGUUGCUGCAAAAGUUGGGGCAGAUGUCACCCUAACAGACGAUUCAAGCAGGCCUGAGGUCAUAGCUAAUAUGAGAAGGCAAUGUGGCAUAAAUAAUCUUGAAUGCAAGGUGAUGGGUCUUACAUGGGGACUGUGGGACUCAAAUGUCUUUGAUCUACACCCAGAUAUCAUCCUUGGAGCUGAUGUUCUGUAUGACUCAAAUGCUUUCGACGAUCUCUUUGCGACUGUGACAUUUUUGCUUGAGAGUUCUCCCUCGUCUGUUUUUAUCACUUCCUAUCACAACAGAAGUGGGCAUCACCUGAUUGAGUUCUUGAUGGUGAAGUGGGGACUGAAGUGUGUGAAGCUUCUUGAUGGAUUCUCAUUCAUGCCACCACACAAAGCCUCUGGUUUGAGUGGUGAUAUCCAAUUAGUUGAGAUUGCUUUGGCCUCAAACCACACAACAGAAUCGUAGAAUGCUGUCUAUAUGGAGUCUACUCAACACCCACCCUUUUUUUCUUUGAUUCCCAAGUCAAAAGAUUCAUCUUUAUUUCAUCAACAUUUGGCUUAGUACAUGUUUGGCAUUGAAGUGAUUGAUUUCUUCUAAGUUCCAUUGCUAUCUAUCUCUCCAUUUGUUUUCUCAUGUUCGCGUGUUGAUUUUACAAUGUC